Messenger RNA from Penaeus chinensis, 2255 nucleotides. RefSeq lists its product as uncharacterized. The coding region runs from base 232 to 2247 and encodes 671 amino acids. Lineage: Eukaryota; Metazoa; Arthropoda; Malacostraca; Decapoda; Penaeidae. The record is from RefSeq and is a predicted model, not a curated record. The transcript is spliced from 2 exons.
CGGUAUGCGACGCGCUAUCUCAUUGGUCGCCGUGUAACCAAUCAGAGUAAAGGCCAUCCGCAGCGGGGCUCGCAGUUGCAUCAGAGCUCAGUCGUGCUUGAGCCAUCGUUGCUACAUGAUAUAAAGACUUAUCUUCCCGUACUUUUGUGACGAAUUGCACAAUAGCUUCUUAGCAAAUGAAAAUUUUGAUAUGUGGAUAUAGUUCAUACAAUUGCUAAAGUAAUAACGUUCAUGAUGGCAAGUGCAGCCGUAACCCGAUCCCCGACAACAGAGCGACUGUAUUCCUUGUAUCACAAGAAAAAUACUAUUCGAAUUUCAGUAAAACCGAAAAACUUAACCCAUUCGUCAUGGAAGCCGAAGAACAACUCUCACACGUCACUGGAGCCGAGAAAUUCUACCCACACGCCAAGGGAGCCCCACACUUCAGGGAAACCGAGAAGCUAUACCCUCACGUCAUUGGAGCCGACAAGCAGUCCUCACACGCCCUGGCAACCGAGAAACUCUCCCCACCCACCAAGGGGGUCCCACGCUUCGGGAAAGCCGAGAAGCUAUACCCACACCCCAAGGGAGCCCCACACUUCAGGGAAACCGAGAAGCUAUACCCUCACGUCAUUGGAGCCGACAAGCAGUCCUCACACGCCCUGGCAACCGAGAAACUCUCCCCACCCACCAAGGGGGUCCCACGCUUCAGGAAAGCCGAGAAGCUAUACCCUCACGCCGUGGGAGCCGAGCAACUUCACAUCCACGCCAGGGAAGCCGGAAAAUUCUACCCACAUAUCAGGGAAGCCAAGAAGCGUCCCUGAUUUAAAUCCCCUUCAAACACCAACGAAGGAAAGUGACCAACAGAAGGAAGACGGUGCUAGCAUUCGGGAAAUCAGACAUCCAUCUAAGAGUAGAAAUAGUCUUGGCUAUGUUGGAACGCACCAACAAGAAAGCAUACACCAAGAAAAGAACACAGAGCAAACACCGAAAGCAAUAGUUAGUCUGGAUGUUAUGUUUGAAAAGGAAAAUCAUAAUUGUAUCAAUGAGUCUUUAGCAAUUCCACCUACAGCUAAAGCAAAAGAUCUAGGGAAGAAAGGGAAGUCUGUGGGUAAGCAUUUCUUUCAGAAAUGCUAUACAUGUGGGAAUAUGGUGAAAGAUGUAGACUUCGAAGAACAUUUAUUUUUUGGGGAGACUGAGUGCACUCGGUGCCAUUGGAAGAUAUCCAGCUGUGAAGCCUUCCGAGAAAAUAAGAUAGAUCUAAUAAUGGGUAACGCAACAUGUCUACAUACUUUGACAUAUUGUAUGACACCUUCAGAGUAUAUUUCAAACAAAAUAUCACAAGAAUCAGCUGUUGAAUUGGACAGAAGUAAGUUAACUUCAUAUGUAUGCUCUCUAAACCGGUUGAAAGGAUCUGAUCCAUGGAAAAAAGCAAUUGAUCAGUGUCAAGAUUUUCUGGAUGGAGAGACUUCUCAACUAAGUGAAACAAAUGAGCAUUUAAAUGCUUUAGAAACGGUCCAUAGUCUUCCAGAAGAGAGUGUUCCUACAAGCAAAUAUGAAAUGAAGAACUCGCCUUGGUUUGUUCAUGAUCAUGAACUAAUCCUUUCUCAGCCAUAUGAUCUUGAACAUUUAAAUGAUGUAGUUGAAUUUGAAACAGCCAAGGAUUAUCCAGAGGUGAGGAUGGAAAGAUCACCUGUCUUGUUUACUGAAUCCAGUGGGGAAAAUAUGAGUACUGGCCUACCACAUUGUCAGACUGACAUUGAUACUUGUAGUGGCAAUCUCGUAAGAGAUGUGGCUUCCCAAAGUACAAGUUUGUCAGACAUGACUGGAAUGGUUGGCAGUAUGAAUUCAACUCGGUUACAGAAAGGGCGUAAGAAGAAAAGAAAAACAAAAUGUGCAAAACAAUCCAAAUCCAAGUCAGGUUUUAGCAGAUUACAAGCAAAUUCUGAUGCUGAAAAAAGUUUCAUAGAGACCCCAGCAAAUGGGUAUUACCUCAUUGUCCGCCAGGCAAUUGAGGAGUGUCCCAUGUGUUAUACUGAAUUUUGUCCUUCAAGAUUUACUGUGAAUAUAAAUACUUACCUCCUUACUACAGUGUGUACUGGCUGUGCUUUAACAGUUUACAUAAUUGUUGAUCCUCCUGACGGUUCCGCCCCGAAUAUAUUCAUUGAGACAGAAAGUGACCCUCCUGAGAAACGAAAGAAAUGUGCAACGAAGAGGAAAGACACAGGGCACGAGGGAAGGCCACAUGUUAAAAAAAUUAAAAGUUAAUACCGUUC